Messenger RNA from Monoraphidium neglectum, 363 nucleotides. RefSeq lists its product as hypothetical. The transcript has a single exon. The record is from RefSeq and is a predicted model, not a curated record. Lineage: Eukaryota; Viridiplantae; Chlorophyta; Chlorophyceae; Sphaeropleales; Selenastraceae. Bases 1 to 363 code for a protein of 120 amino acids.
AUGUCGCCGCUGCACGCGGCGCCGCGCUGCCCCGCGGCCGCGGCGCUGCUUGCGGAAGGCGACGGCGGGGGCGAGGGCGGGGUAGGGAACGGCGAGGCGGGCGCGGGGACCGGGUGGGCGGAUCUCUUGUCGGUCGCAGAUCUUGAUGUGUUGGAAGCCGUGCGGUCGGCGGCCGACCGGCUGCUGCCCCUGGUCGCCCGCGGCGGCGGCGGCGGCGGCGGCGAUGGAGGGGCGGCGGCCUGCAGCGACGGGCCUGCGCGGCUGGACGCGCGCGCUUUGCUGGCGGUCGCCGUCGUGCUGCAGGAGGCAGCCCGCGAUGCGUCUGCCGCUGCUGAGACGCGGGGCGGCAUCGUCGCACCCUGA